AUGCUGCGCAGGAUUGCCGCCUACCCCGAGGUGAAUUUCCUAGUUGUGGUCAACCCAAACAGCGGCCCCGGGUCGGAUCCGUUGCCGGGCAACGACUACGUCCGCGAGGUGCCCAGGCUGAAUGCCUUUGCCAACGUCCACACGGUGGGCUACGUGCGCAUUCACUACUGCGAGAAGGCGCUGGCCGAGGCGUGCGCCGAAAUCGAGAGGUACGCGAGCUGGAGCCGGCACCAGCACAUCCCCGGGCUCCAUGUCCAAGGCAUCUACGUCGACGAGACGCCCAACCACUACUCGGCCGGCAGGGCGCAGUAUCUGGAGCGGCUGGGGCACUUCAUCAAGACCAACCCCGGGCUGGCCGGGACGCGUACGGUCGUUCACAACCCAGGCACGCCCCCCGAGGGCGACCUCGCGUCCUUUGGGAGCCCUGACCUGGUGUGCAUCUGCGAAGAGCCGUACGAGCGCUACCUGAAGACGGAGCUGCAGGAGCGCCUGAGGGACCUGUCGCCCGAGCACGAGCGGUGUAUCUAUCAGAUCUCGGGCAUUCCGCCGGACAAGCUGGGGGGAGCGGUGCGCGAGCUGUGCAGGCGAGGCCAGUACGUCUUUGCCACGGACCUGCCCGAAGACUUUUACGAGAGCUUCGGGCCCAGCUGGCUCGAUUUCGUGGCGGCAGUGAGCGCGGCGGCGGCGUUGUCGAAUGAUGGAUGUGAUUGA
This is a messenger RNA of Metarhizium album ARSEF 1941, 711 nucleotides long. Its product is annotated as cell surface protein. NCBI's taxonomy places the organism in Eukaryota, Fungi, Ascomycota, Sordariomycetes, Hypocreales, Clavicipitaceae. Bases 1 to 711 code for a protein of 236 amino acids. The transcript is spliced from 2 exons. The record is from RefSeq and is a predicted model, not a curated record.